Opisthorchis viverrini is the source of this 525-nucleotide messenger RNA. RefSeq lists its product as hypothetical. The record is from RefSeq and is a predicted model, not a curated record. Bases 1 to 525 code for a protein of 174 amino acids. Lineage: Eukaryota; Metazoa; Platyhelminthes; Trematoda; Opisthorchiida; Opisthorchiidae. The transcript has a single exon.
AUGAAAUUAAAGAAGGAACGACAACAAAUACGCGAACUCAACGACGAGUCUUGUCGACGUUCCACUCGUGACUCUUCUCAUCCAAAUCUGGAUUCUUCCAACCCUUAUUUGGGACUUUUGCAGAGUAGCCAGUAUUAUAGCAAUAAAAAUUCUGGUGACAGUUCCGAACUGCCGGAAGCUUCCCAACUGGACUGUAAGCCACCUAUCGAUGCCGACACCGUAAUGCUACCGAAAAUACUCGGGAGGACGACCGAGCCCGGACAGCAUCGCGCGGAUCCGUUUAACAAUGAGUUUAUCGGACGUGGACUGGUACAUCCACCCGGGACUCUGGUUGCAUUUCAGGCAGACGCUCACAUGGGUCAUGCUGUCUCAGAGGAGGAAUGUGACGGGCCGGAGAGCGAGGACGAAGACGAGGAAUACGAGGUCGACAAUUCGAUGGAAUCAGACGAUCACGCGGUCAAAAUGCAACACCGGUUUAUGCGCAAUGGCGUAGUACGCCACAAUACUGUACUAACCACGGACUGA